Fulvia fulva is the source of this 747-nucleotide messenger RNA. RefSeq lists its product as uncharacterized. NCBI's taxonomy places the organism in Eukaryota, Fungi, Ascomycota, Dothideomycetes, Mycosphaerellales, Mycosphaerellaceae. The transcript is spliced from 2 exons. Bases 1 to 747 code for a protein of 248 amino acids. The record is from RefSeq and is a predicted model, not a curated record.
AUGGUAUUCCAAUGGGCCAAAGACUGGGUCGUAGACAAAGUCUACAACGCCGCCAACACCACAAUCCAAGCCGGCGGCUCCAUGGCCGGUAACGCAGUCGGCGGAGUAGGAAACCUGGUAGAGAACACAGGUCGAGGUGUAAGCCAAAGUGCGCAAGGCAUUGCAGGUGCCAUAGGAGGAGUUGGUGGUUACAUCAACAACUAUGGCCAGUCCAUUAUCGAUGCGACGGCGCCAUCUGGAAGCACCGGGAGCGCGGAGAAGAAGACUGCAGUGAAGCGGUCGCCGGCUGUGAGUAAGCCUGUGAAUAAGGCUCCGACAGCAGUACCCAAGAGCGUCUCAACAGCGAAGUCGAAACCCAAGGCCAUCACAUCGAGUCCAACGCCAGCACCCAGAGCCAUGCCUUCCAAGCCACCACUGUCAGGUCCACAGCGAAACCUACCUGCGAAGAAACCAACACAGGCAUUUCCACAAAAGGCCGCAGGCUCUGGUCUGAACAAGAUUGCCGCUGGGAAGGGGGACAGAACAGCGGAUGGCAAGAUCAGGAUAUCGCCAGCGAGCAGGCCUCAACCUGUCAAGGCAGCAGGCUUGUCGAAUGGUCCUGUUAAGACUGCAGGACCUAAGACUUCGGUGAAUAAUGGUGGUCCUAGGCCUUUGCCUAAGAUCUUUGCGGGCAAGAACGACAGGACACCGGAUGGGAAGAUUAAGAUGUCGGCUGCAAGUCGACCGAGGCCUGUGAAGGCGACUUGA